Molecule: messenger RNA, 2130 nt
Organism: Vigna unguiculata (cowpea)
Lineage: Eukaryota; Viridiplantae; Streptophyta; Magnoliopsida; Fabales; Fabaceae
Product: protein SOSEKI 3-like
Source: RefSeq, a predicted model, not a curated record
AAAUCAGCCAAAAGAUUACAGGAACUAAGCUGCAACCUUCACUUCACUUCCUGUCUUGUCUCUGUUUCAAUCUCAAUACAAACUUUCUCUCUCUAAAAGCUUUAUAUUCUUCACUUCACACUCCACUUCAAACAUCACAAACCUCUCUCUCUCUCUUCAAUUCUCUUCUUAUUCUAAUUUAUUUGGAACUUUGUAACAGUUCACGUUCUUCUAGGCGCGACCUUUCAUAAUUUGCAACUAAACGAACCAACGUGACCACAUAGAUUCCUGUUCAAUAAGAUUUAUGGUGGAAGAGAAUUAAUAAUUGGACCCAGUAGCAAGUUGCGGAGAAAGUUUGAAUUUUAACGAGAUUGUGAAUGUGGGCAUGGAAGCACGGAUGAGAAAGUACCGACAAUUGAGUCCAGAAAGGGCCAAAGUGUGGACGGAAAAGUCUCCAAAGUACUAUCAGAAUCGGAAGGUGCCGGUCGUUUACUAUCUUUGCAGGAAUAGGCAGUUAGAACAUCCUCAUUUCAUGGAGGUUCCUCUUUCAUCCCCUGAAGGGUUGCUUCUGAGAGAUGUGAUUGAGAGACUAAACGCUUUGAGAGGUAGAGGCAUGGCUUCUUUGUAUUCGUGGUCUUGUAAGAGAAGCUACAAAAACGGAUUUGUGUGGCAUGAUCUCUGUGAAGACGAUCUAAUUCUACCUGCUCAUGGAAAUGAGUAUGUCCUCAAAGGUUCUGAGCUAUUUUACGAAUCAAAUUCAGAACGUUUUGACCCUAAUGUGAAAACACAGAACCUGAAGCAGUUGCCGGAACCUGUUUCUUGUAGGAGCCAUGAUGAGGCUUCAACCUCUUCCAGCAUGAAUGAGAAAGAUACAAGAAACUCCCAAGAAGAUGAUGAACUUUCGCCGAGACAACAAACCGGUUCAUCUGAUGUGUCUCCUCAGUCUAGAGCUGGAACAAGUGAUUCUCUUAGCUUACCAUUGACAGAAUACAAAAUCUACAAGAAUGAUGGAUUAGCAGAUGCUUCAACUCAGACAGAAGAAAACAUUGGCAAGCCCGAAACCCAGAAAACCUGUACCAGAGGUGUAUCAACCGAGGAAGAUGGAUCAUUGGAUCAGGAAUGCCAUGAAAUAAGUGAUACUCAAGUGAAAGACAACUCUGAAAUUGGUAGGGAUACUAUUUCUCCACUCCCUUCAACUUCUAGUCCAUCAUCUUCUGGAGGAAAAACUGAGACUUUGGAGUCCCUUAUAAGAGCUGAUGUGAGUAAAAUGAACAGCUUUAGGAUCCUAGAAGAGGAGCGUAUUCGAAUGCAAACCAAUGCAAGGUUGAAAGCCUCAAGCCUACUAAUGCAACUGAUCUCAUGUGGGUCUAUAUCUGUGAAAAACCAUAGUGUUGGCCUUAUUCCUUCUUACAAGACCAGGUUUUCCAAUUCCAAAUUCCCCUCCCCGUUGUUCUCAACUUCUGUUAUGUUUGGGGAAUUUGACUGUCUGGCAGAGAAAACGAAGGUGAUGGGCCUCAAAUUGGAAGACAAAGAAUAUUACAGUGGGAGCGUAGUGGAGUCUAAAGUACUGAAGGAAGAAGGUGGACAUAAUGUUGUUCAAAAACACUCUUCUUCUUACAGUGCUGAGAGGACAUCUACAGAGUUGAAAUCACAAGACACUGAGGAAUUAUCAUCCCCAGCAAAUUCAAAACGCAUGAUAUCUCCCGUUUCUGAUGGAUCAAGAAAUUCCAUGGAUAGAAUCAAUGGUUCAGACAUAUCUUCAACACCAUCUAAUGGAAGCAGCAAAAGGAUCACUGAAACUUCAUCAGGGUCAGGGAGAAAGCAAUCUAAGAGAAUAGACUCAUUCAGAGAAGAGGAGAGGGUGAUAAAAAUUGAAGAAAGGCUUGCUUCUGGAGCUCGGGUUAUAAUCCAGUCUAAACCAUUUUGAGACACAGCAUGCAACACAGUUCUUAAAUAUUUUUGUUAGGCAGCCAGCAAAAACUGAUAGUUUUCAGUUUUUGUUUGAAUGCAACAUCAUGGUACAAAGUGAAGGUGUGGUCCCAAUGGUAUCGUAUUGCAUCUUAUAGGGACAGAACCACCUGAAAUGAAGUGAUUGCACAUUUUUUUGUAACUACACAUACUCAUAUAUAUAUGGUAUUAUUUUGCCUUGCA